AUUGUGUUUUUCAAAACGGCAUAACCUAUUAACAGCAUAUACAUCUGUGUGCCCUUGUGUACAUAUGGUUUCUCUUUUGCAUUGUCAAAAGGAAUCCACCACAUUUCUUCGUCGUGUUCCCCAUUUUUUUCUCACAAGAAUUAUUCAUAAGAUCAUAAAAUCAUGGAGAUGAUGCCGGAACAACUAGGGAUGCCGGAACAACUAGGGAUGCCGGAACAACUAGGGAUGCCGGAACAACUUGGGAUGCCGGAACAACUUGGGAUGCCGGAACAACUUGGGAUGCCGGAACCAAUUGGGAUGCCGGGACAAUUUGGGAUGCCGGAGGCAGAUCUUGUUGGCAGCGGCGGCAUCACCAACAUGUCCCAGCCGCCACCUGACGUUAAUUGGAUAUUUGAUAUGGCUUGGUAUGGUGAAGCUGUAAGAGAAGAUGGGUUUAUAUGCGAGGAGCAUCCUGCUAAGUUGUCUUCAGAUGGUAUUUGGGAGAGAGAACGUUACGACAGACCUGGUCUUGGCGUUUGGCAAUAUCGUCUUCCAAAUCUCGAACUUGUCAUCUUGAUUGUGUUCUUGCUUUGGCAAAUCAUCAAUAUCUUGUUCAGGAAAAUGGGUCUUUCCAUUCCAAAGUUCACCUCUAUGAUGCUUGCAGGGUUACUCUUGAACGUUCUACUUACUAUUUCGGGAAACAAGUCGAUUAUUCAAGAGAUCUUGUUCCCGAAAAACAGACUCGAUAUUCCUGGAUGCCUUGGUUCAUUUGGGUUCAUGAUUUUUUGGUUCCUCAAGGGUGUGAAAAUGGAUGUCAAGAGAAUCUUCAAGGCUGAAGCAAAGGCAAGAGUAACUGGAGUUGCAGCUGUUACUGUCCCUAUAAUUGUUGGUUUAGUGCUUUACAAGUUUAAAUCAGGCAAGGAUCGACCGCUUAAAACCGAAGAGUACGAUACACUGUUGCUAAUGGAAAGCCUCACGGCCUUCUCGGGAAUCGCGAGGCUCUUGCGUGACCUAGGCAUGAACCAUUCGGCUAUUGGUCGGGUUGCUUUGUCCUCAUCUUUAGUCUCUGAUAUGGUUGGACUCAUGUUCUUGUUGGGAAUGGUUCCCUUUGCUUUUGUGUCAAAGAUUGAAGGUAUAAGUCUACUUGUCGAGAUGAUCUUCUAUAUCAUCAUUGCCUUUACGGUAGUGAGGCCACUAAUAUUUAAAGUAAUCAAACGCAAACGAGAAGGGAGACCCAUCGACGACAAAUAUAUCUACGGGAUUCUUGUCAUGGUUUGUUUAGCUUGUAUGUAUUGGAACGAUCUUGAGCAAUUUCCUGCACUUGGAGCUUUCUUUCUCGGUCUUGCUAUUCCCAAUGGACCUCCUAUUGGUUCUGCAUUGGUCGAACGAUUAGAGAGUUUCAAUUUUGGUAUCAUAUUGCCUCUCUUCAUGUCAUCCGCUAUGCUCAGGACUGAUAUCACAGCUUGGAAAGAUUGUUUAACAUUCUUUAGCGGUAAUGAAAAGAAAUUCGCGGUUGCCUCUCUCGUCUUGCUCAUCUUCUUGUUGAAGAUCUCUGUCUCAGUGAUCGUACCUUACAUGUAUAAAAUGCCCUUGAGAGACUCCAUUAUUCUUGCCCUAAUUAUGUCUCAUAAGGGUAUCAUCGAACUAAGUUUUUACCUUUUCUCAUACGGCCUUGAGCUUUUAACCAGAGACACCUUCUCGAUCCUAGUCUUGUCCAUCGUCCUCAACUCGUUGAUCAUACCAAUAGCGAUUGGAUUUAUUUACGACCCAUCGAAACAAUUCAUGUGCUACCAAAAGAGAAACCUAGUAAGCAUGAAGAACACUGGAGAGCUAAAGACUCUUGUGUGCAUCCAUAGACCAGACCACAUUUCUUCAAUGAUCAACCUUCUUGAAUCUUCUUAUCAAUCCGAAGAUAGCCCUCUCACUUGCUACGUGCUUCACCUUGUCGAGUUACAAGGUCAAGACGUUCCCACUUUGAUCUCACACAAAGUCCAAAAACUCGGAGUUGGUACGGGAAACAAAUAUUCUGAAAACGUCAUCCUUUCUUUCGAACAUUUCAACCGUUAUGUAUGCAGUUCCAUUUCUAUAAACACCUUCACUUGCAUCGCAAACUCUACCCAUAUGCAAGAUGAUAUUUGUUGGCUCGCUCUCGAUAAAGCUGUCACGCUUAUCAUUCUUCCUUUCCACCGGACUUGGUCUCUCGACCGGACAUCUAUCGUGUCCGACAAUGAAAUGAUCCGGUUUCUUAAUUUCAAAGUCUUGAAACAAGCUCCUUGCUCUGUCGGCAUCCUUAUCGAGCGACAUCUCGUUAGCAAAAAGCAAGAAUUUCAACAAAACCCUAAGGUUUGUGUAAUAUUUGUGGGAGGAAAAGACGAUAGGGAAGCAUUGGCCUUCGCGAAGCGAAUGGCUUGUCAAGAGAAUGUAACAUUAACGGUUCUACGCCUUUUAGCAUCAGGAAAUAGCAAAGAAGCGACAGGAUGGGAUCAAAUGCUUGACACGAGGGAACUAAGAGAGGUUAUGCGAAGCAACGAUUCAGGAAUGCUAAAAGAAGAAAGUUCCACGAUUUACUUGGAACAAGAGAUAGUAGAUGGAGCGGAUACGUCAAUGCUUCUACGUUCCAUGGCUCUCGAUUACGACCUUUUCAUCGUAGGAAGAACCUGCGGUGAGAACCACGAGGCAACUAGUGGAAUAGAGGAUUGGUGUGAGUUUGAAGAGCUUGGAGUCAUUGGUGAUUUCUUGGCCUCACCGGAUUUCCCGAGCAAAACAUCGGUGUUAGUAGUUCAACAACAAAAAUCGGUAGCUCAGUAAUAAUUAGAAAUGAAGAAUACCACACUACUUGUUGUUCCAUAACUCUCUUUUGUAGCAUUUAUAUAAAUUUAAAAUACCCAAAACAAAGUAUGAG
Thlaspi arvense is the source of this 2881-nucleotide messenger RNA. The record is from the annotation of a GenBank genome assembly. NCBI's taxonomy places the organism in Eukaryota, Viridiplantae, Streptophyta, Magnoliopsida, Brassicales, Brassicaceae.